Messenger RNA from Oncorhynchus masou masou (cherry salmon), 947 nucleotides. RefSeq names its product trafficking protein particle complex subunit 10-like. The coding region runs from base 66 to 761 and encodes 231 amino acids. The record is from RefSeq and is a predicted model, not a curated record. Gene Ontology annotation, cellular component: TRAPPII protein complex. Lineage: Eukaryota; Metazoa; Chordata; Actinopteri; Salmoniformes; Salmonidae. The transcript has 6 exons. Gene Ontology annotation, biological process: early endosome to Golgi transport; intra-Golgi vesicle-mediated transport.
CUGGGGACCAGGCCUUGUUCACUUCUCUCUACACCACAUUGGCCCAGGAGCUUCCCAGGGAACCAAUGGAGUGGAGGAGGUCGUAUGGACGAUCACCAAAGAUGAUCCAUUUAGAGGCCAACUUUGUCCAGUUCAAAGAGGAACUCCUCCCUAAAGAGGGAAACAAAGCCCUCCUCACUUUCCCCUUCCUCCAUAUCUACUGGACAGACUGCUGUGACACUGAGGUGUACAAGGCGUCAGUCAGGGACAACAUGAUGAGGUGGCAGGGUAACCUGCGGCUCCACGGGUCAGCUGACUGGGUCAUCGUUGUCGUGGAGACCAGCGACGCCAAGAAGAAGAACAAGACCAACAUCCUGCCUCGCUCUUCCUUAGUGGACAAGAUCCGCAACGACUUCUGUAACAAGCAGAAUGACCGUUGUGUGGUUCUGUCAGACCCUCUAAAGAAUUCGUCCAGGUCUCAGGAGUCGUGGAGUGCCUUCCUGCUGAAGCUGAGGACUCUACUGCUGAUGUCCUUCACUCAGAACCUGGGACGCUUCGAGGAGGACAUGCGCACCCUCCGGGAGAAACGCAAUCAGCCCGGCUGGAGCUUCUGUGACUACUUCAUGGUACAGGAGGAGUUGGCCUUUGUGUUUGAGAUGCUACAGCAGUUUGAGGAUGCUCUGCUACAGUACGACGAGCUGGACGCCCUCUUCACUCAGUAUGUUCUCAACUUCGGGGCUGGAGACGGGACCAAUGGGCUGGGUUCCUUCUGCUCCCGGUGAAGAGCUGGACUGGCUUGCUCCUGCGGCGCCCCAUAGACAUGGAGAAGAGAGAUGGGAUCCAACGCGGGCAGGCUAGCUUGCUAGACUUACGCAGCUACCUGUUCUGUCGUCAGUGUACCCUGCUCAUCUUCCUCCAGAGGCCAUGGGAGGUGACACAGAGAGCCCUGGAGCUGCUGCAUAACUGUG